Penicillium odoratum is the source of this 1788-nucleotide messenger RNA. RefSeq lists its product as uncharacterized. The transcript is spliced from 14 exons. Bases 1 to 1788 code for a protein of 595 amino acids. Gene Ontology annotation, molecular function: acetolactate synthase activity; thiamine pyrophosphate binding; magnesium ion binding. NCBI's taxonomy places the organism in Eukaryota, Fungi, Ascomycota, Eurotiomycetes, Eurotiales, Aspergillaceae. Gene Ontology annotation, cellular component: acetolactate synthase complex; mitochondrion. Gene Ontology annotation, biological process: L-valine biosynthetic process. The record is from RefSeq and is a predicted model, not a curated record.
AUGCCAAAUUCCACAGAUAGACCCCGCAAACGGGUGCGCCAUGAUGAUAUCGAAGAUGUCGAGUUGAUCUCAGCUGCCGAAGGAUUCUUCGAGGCUUUGUCGGAGGCUGGUGUCACUUAUUGCUUUGUCAAUUUAGGAAGUGACCAUCCUGCUAUGCUCGAGGCCAUGAUCAAAGCAAAGCAGAAAAAAGUUGCCAAAUUCCCCAACAUCAUUACUUGCCCUUCGGAACUAGUGGCAUUGUCCGCAGCCCUUGGGUUUGCACAAGUUACCGGCAAACCACAAUGCGUUGUCGUGCACGUAGAUUGCGGCACAUUGGCCCUCGGACAGUCCAUUCACAAUGCCUCCGUGGGAAGAGUGCCAGUGUUGUGUUUUGCAGGCCUGAGCCCAUUCACUCAGAGAGGAGAGCUUCUAGGUUCACGAACGGAAUUCAUUCACUGGCUGCAAGACGUGCCGGAUCAAGCCUCUAUUCUUCGUCAAUAUUGCCGAUACUCUGGUGAGAUCAAGAGUGGUCGGAAUAUUAAAGAAAUGGUGAACAGAGCUUUGCAGAUUUCUUUGUCAGAUCCAAAAGGUCCGACUUAUCUCAUGGCCGCAAGGGAGGUUCUCGAAGAGAAAGUGGACAAAAAGUUCCUGGAAGAAGAGAACCUCAAUCCGAUUGCCCCGAGUGCUUUGCCAGAGUCAGAUGUCCAGCUGAUUGCAAAUGCACUUAUAAAUGCUGAUCGACCUCUUGUGAUAACAAGCUAUCUCGGUCGCAACCCUCGCACUCCACCACUGCUAGAGAGUCUCUGCGACAAACUACCCUUUGGUGUUGUCGAGAUGGUAGGAUCUGAUGUAUGCAUCCGGAGUAACCACCCAGCCUACUUGGGCGUCACGGUCACAACACACCCAGCAGUUCUUGAAGCUGAUGUUAUUCUCAUUUUGGAUUGUGAUGUCCCUUGGAUCCCAACUGCAGGAAAGCCUCGAAAGGGCACAAAGGUAUUCCACCUCGAUGUGGAUCCACUCAAGCAACAAAUGCCUCUGUUUUCUAUAAACGCGGUUCGUAGGCUCAAAGUGAGCUGCGAGAUUGCACUCCGUCAGUUGAAUUCAUACGUGGAUGCGCAGACCCUUGGUAGCCCUCGCUAUAUUGAAGCAUUUGAAACACGUGAAAAAAACUAUAACGAAUGGCGUCUUGCUCUUUGCAAUUUGGAAAAGCCUUUGGACAAUGGAAUUGUUACAGUUCCACGCCUCGCUUGGACGCUAAGACAGCAACUCCCCGAAGACACCGUUUACGUUCUUGAGGCAGUAACAAAUGCGGGAGCGAUUAUCCACCACCUUAAUCUGGUGAAGCCAGGAAGUCUAGUCGGUAGUGGAGCUGGUGGUCUCGGUUGGGGUGGUGGUGCCGCCCUUGGCGUGAAACUAGCCAAACCGGAGUCUUUCAUCUGUGCAAUUGUUGGAGAUGGGACGUAUCUGUUCUCGCAGAUGGAGAGUGUUUAUUGGAUAGCACGACGCUAUGAUAUCCCAUUCCUACUCAUCGUGCUCAACAACGGCGGAUGGAAUGCACCCAAAGUUUCCGCUCUCCUUGUUCAUGAGGAUGGCCUAUCCUCGAAAUCCAACAGAAGAGAUCUCAAUCUAUCAUUUGAGCCCUCGCCCGAUUACCCGGGAAUUGCUGCUGCGGCUGGAGGUGCCUGGGGGGCUACAGUCAAAGCACUGGACGAAUUGGGUCCAGCUAUACGAGAGGCCAAGGAUGUUGUAGUGGGUGGGAGAUGUGCAGUGGUUGAGGUUGCAGUUCCGUCGAUGUGGAAGGAAACCUAG